AUGAACGAAAGACACGAACCCGAGUCCGAGCCCGAGAAGGACAUCUACCAGUUCGAGAAGGCGCAUGCGGGCCCGACUGUUGACAUGAAUGAGGACGAACAUGAGAACUCUAAGAUCGAAGCUGUCCGUCUAGUUGUGCCUAUCACCGAUGACCCAACGUUGGUUUGCAUCACCUUCCGUUUCUGGAUCCUCUCCCUCUUCUUCUCCAUCAUCGGCUCAGUCAUCAACGAAUACUACUACUUCCGCGUCAACUAUGGCACCUUCUCCAUCUACUUUGUCAACCUCGCCUCUUACGCCCUUGGUACUGGAAUGGCCCGCAUCCUGCCGACCAACAAACUCACCAUCGGGAGUUACUCCAUGUCGUUCAACCCAGGGCCUUUUAAUAUCAAAGAACACGCCGUCAUUGGGAUUGCGGUUUCGACAGCUUCUACAGUCGCGUAUGCGACUGAUAUCUUGACCGUUACGGAUCUGUUCUUGAGCCAUCGGAUUAAUGCAUUGGGGUCUAUUAUACUUAUUAUUACGACUCAGUGUUUGGGGUAUGGGAUGGCUGGUGUUCUGAGGAAGUACUUGGUCUACCCUGCUGAGAUGAUCUGGUGGAGCAAUUUGGUCCAGGUCGUGUUCUAUAACGCUAUGCACAACACCGACGAGUUCAAGACCAAGAAGAUGAUCCACGGGUGGUCGUAUAUGAAGUACUUCUGGGUCUUCUGUGGAGGCAUGUUCCUCUGGGAGUUCGUUCCUCAGUACCUGGCGCCAAUGUUCGUGUUCUUCGACUGGAUCUGCUGGAUCUCCCCCUUCAAUAUGGAUAUCGGCAGUCUGUUCAACUCCUACACCGGUCCCGGAAUCCUCUCCCUCUCCUUCGACUGGACCUCGAUCGGUGGCUCGACCAUGUGGCUCCCUCUAUCAGCCCAACUCUGCAACUAUGGUGGUAUCAUCUUUUCCUACUGGAUCAUCCUCCCCAUCCUCUGGUUCACUAAUACCCUUGGUACAAAGUCCUUUGGUGAACCUCUUACCGCCGCACUCUACUACACCAACGGGACCUAUUUCGACAUCGCGCCGUACCUGAAUGACGAUUUUUCGCUGAACAACACGCUCUACGAGGCUGGUCCCCCAGUGACCAUGACACCCAUGUACGCCCUCGGGUUUUUUUUCUCCUUCGUCGCCCUGGCCGGUUGUGUCUCCCAUAUCAUAUGCUUCAACGGUGCCGACAUCAUGAAGUCCUGGAAGUCAGCGGUAGGCAGCGACGAUGAGGACAUCCAUACAAAGAUGAUGCGAACCUACCCUGAGGUGCCUCAACUCUGGUACGCGGCCUUCUACAUCGUCAUGCUCGGUCUUUCGAUGAUGGUCUGUGAAGUCUAUGGCCUCCAACUCCCCUGGUGGGGCGUCCUUAUCGCCUGCGUUCUCUCCUGGCUCCUCACUCUCCCGAUCUGUGCCAUGGCCGCCAUCACCGGUUUCAGCCCCGGUCUGAACGUCAUCACCGAGCUCAUCUGUGGAUUCAUGCUCCCAGGGAAACCCAUCGCCAACAUGGCCUUCAAGUGCUAUGGCUACAUGGCCAUGGCCCAGUGCAUGACCCUUCUCUCAGACCUCAAACUGGGCCACUACAUGAAGAUCCCCCCACGGGCUAUGUUCGUCUCCCAGUGCUGGGGCGCGGUCGUCGGAGGCAUUUUCAAUUACCUCACCAUGCUUGUCAUCAUCAACGCCCACCGCGACGUCCUCGUCUCCCCCGAAGGCGACCCCGCCGGUGUCUGGGCCGGCAACAAUCCCAAGAUCUUUUGGGGGUCUGCCCAAAUCUAUGGCGCCCUCGGCCCACAACGGAUGUUCAGCUCUGCUGGCGGGUACAGUUUCGUCUACUACGGCUUCCUCCUUGGUGCCAUCCUCCCCAUCAUCCUCUGGGCUCUCUCCAAGAAGUGGCCCAAAGUUUCCUGGGAAAAGUUCAACAUCACCAUCAUUGCCGGAGGAAUGAGCGCCUUCAGCAACGGAUUGACCCAAGGAAUCCUAGGAAGCGUUAUUGUCGCGUUUAUCUGGCAGUUCUGGCUCUUUCGCUACCACAAGAACUGGUGGUCAAAGUACACCUUCAUCCUAUCGGCUGCCCUCGACACGGGCGCCGCAUUUACGGGGUUAUUUAUCUUUAUUUUCUUUGCGGGUGGGUUGAGUAACAAGAUGGUUGUGAAGGCGCCUACGUGGUGGGCGAAUUAUGUUCUUCCGGAUGGGUCGAAUGGUGUGUAUGCGAAUAUUAAUCGGUGUGGUGCUGCUAAUCAAAACUGGACCAGCGGUACCCUCGACCAUUAG
Molecule: messenger RNA, 2286 nt
Organism: Linnemannia hyalina
Lineage: Eukaryota; Fungi; Mortierellomycota; Mortierellomycetes; Mortierellales; Mortierellaceae
Source: the annotation of a GenBank genome assembly